This is a messenger RNA of Balaenoptera acutorostrata (minke whale), 2108 nucleotides long. RefSeq names its product alanine--glyoxylate aminotransferase 2 (gene AGXT2). Gene Ontology annotation, biological process: glyoxylate catabolic process. Gene Ontology annotation, molecular function: pyridoxal phosphate binding; L-alanine:glyoxylate transaminase activity. Bases 76 to 1587 code for a protein of 503 amino acids. Gene Ontology annotation, cellular component: mitochondrion. The transcript is spliced from 14 exons. The record is from RefSeq and is a predicted model, not a curated record. NCBI's taxonomy places the organism in Eukaryota, Metazoa, Chordata, Mammalia, Artiodactyla, Balaenopteridae.
GUCCAGCUGGUCAGUGAGCAGUGGAGCCCUUCCUCAGACCUGCUUCCACGGGGAUUUGCUGCCUGACUGGGAGAGAUGACUCUAGCCUGGAGACAUUUGCUGAGAGCUUUGUACCUGGAGACCUCAACUCCCAGGACUCCCAAGACACGCCCUUCCCCCAAAGCAGGUGCUUUCUGGACAUCUGUAACCAAGCUCGGUCUUCAUACAAAGCCCAGGAUGCCUCCGUGUGACUUCACACCUGAAAGAUACCAGUCCCUUGCCUAUGAUCGAGUCCUGGAGAUCCACAAGCAACAUCUUUCUCCUGUGCUGACAGCCUAUUUCUCAGAGCCCUUGUUGCUCCACCAGGGGCACAUGGAGUGGCUCUUUGAUUACGAAGGAAACAGAUACCUGGAUUUCUUUUCUGGGAUUGUCACUGUCAGUGUUGGUCACUGCCACCCGAAAGUAAACGCAGUGGCACAAAAGCAGCUUGGCCGCCUGUGGCACACAAGUGCCGUCUUCUUCCACCCUCCGAUCCACGAAUAUGCAGAGAAGCUUUCAGCGCUUCUUCCUGAGCCUCUGAAGGUCAUUUUCCUGUUGAACAGUGGCUCAGAAGCCAAUGACCUAGCCAUGCUGAUGGCCAGAGCACACUCAAAUAACACAGAUAUCAUUUCUUUCAGAGGAGCUUACCAUGGAUGCAGUCCUUACACACUUGGCUUGACAAAUGUAGGGUUCUACAAGAUGGGACUCCCCAGUGGGAUGGGCUGCCAAUCAACGAUGUGCCCAGAUGUUUUCUGUGGCCCUUGGGGAGGAAGCCACUGCCGAGAUUCUCCAGUGCAAACAAUUAGGAAAUGCAGCUGUGCACCAGACUGCUGCCAAGCUAAAGACCAGUAUAUUGAACAAUUCAAAGAUACUCUGAGCACUUCUGUGGCCAAAUCAAUUGCUGGAUUUUUUGCAGAGCCGAUUCAAGGGGUGAAUGGCGUUGUCCAGUACCCAAAGGGGUUUCUAAAGGAAGCCUUCGAGCUGGUGCGUGAGCGGGGAGGCGUGUGCGUCGCAGAUGAAGUGCAGACAGGAUUUGGAAGGUUGGGUUCUCACUUCUGGGGCUUCCAAACGCAUGGCGUCCUGCCGGAUAUUGUCACCAUGGCUAAAGGGAUUGGGAAUGGCUUUCCCAUGGCAGCAGUUGUGACAACUCCAGAGAUUGCCAAGUCUUUGGCUAAACGCCUGCUUCACUUCAAUACCUUCGGAGGGAACCCCAUGGCCUGCGCCAUUGGAUCAUCGGUGCUUGAGGUGAUUAAAGAAGAAAAUCUACAAGAAAACAGCCAGGAAGUUGGCACCUAUAUGUUACUGAAGUUUGCUAAGCUGCGGGAUGAAUUUGAAAUCGUUGGAGACGUCCGAGGCAAAGGCCUCAUGAUAGGAAUAGAGAUGGUGAAGGAUAAGACAAGCCGCCAGCCUCUUCCCCGUGAAGAAGUAAAUCAAAUCCACCAGGACUGCAAACGCAUGGGGCUUCUGAUUGGCCGGGGUGGCACUUUUUCUCAGGAAAAUCUUUUGGUGGAGGUGCCUUCAGGAAAAGGUUUCUUCAUCUCCGGAAGAGAUGUGUUCGUCUUGCAUUGAAGCAUCAGAUGUCACGGUAGGACUGCUCCAACCACCGUCAACCACUUUGCGGCCCUGAGGACAAAGCUUAUUUGCUGAGGUUGGAAGGUGGAGCGAAGCUGAAUCCUUAGUGAUGUCAAUGGGCAACUGAUCUAACCAAUCCUGGAGUCCCCUUACCUUGGGGCUUCUUGUUAUCUGAGAAAAUAAAUUCAGUGCAUUGCACAAGCCUUUUUCAUUUAAGUUUUCUCUUACUGCAGCCAUAAGCAUCCUGGGAAAUGAUGCAGAAAAUACCCCACGUAGAUAACUGUCCUCUCCUUUAACUCCCCUAAAAUGUCUGUCAGAGCCUCCUUUGUUUCCACUGCCAUCAUCCCAUCCUGGACUAAAUUCUCAUUACUCCUAUUAUAAUAGUCUCCAAGACCAGAAGUUCCCAAACUUUAUAGUCAUUAGAAUGCACAUUCAUAGUGCUUCUUUCCCAUAUGUAUGCACUAUUUGUCUUAAAAUUGACUUAAUAUUUUUCCUUAAUCUGACAUUUUUCACUUAGA